Aspergillus oryzae RIB40 is the source of this 1008-nucleotide messenger RNA. RefSeq lists its product as uncharacterized. Lineage: Eukaryota; Fungi; Ascomycota; Eurotiomycetes; Eurotiales; Aspergillaceae. Gene Ontology annotation, biological process: glycoprotein catabolic process; carbohydrate metabolic process; protein quality control for misfolded or incompletely synthesized proteins. Gene Ontology annotation, cellular component: nucleus; cytosol. The record is from RefSeq and is a predicted model, not a curated record. The coding region runs from base 1 to 1008 and encodes 335 amino acids. The transcript has 3 exons. Gene Ontology annotation, molecular function: carbohydrate binding; peptide-N4-(N-acetyl-beta-glucosaminyl)asparagine amidase activity.
AUGAAUGACCGAGUAGGAGCACUUUUUAGCUGGGAUGAUGUGGAAGAGUCACAAAUCCGCUCAAGGGUCGGCAUCUCAUUCAUAUCCACUGAGAAAGCUCGUUCUUAUAUUCAAUCCGAAAUACCCUCAUGGGAUCUCAACGACACGGUGAAGUCGGCAGUAGAAGAAUGGAACCGAGACGUCUUUAGUAAAAUAAGGGUGCCCCUUGAUAGUACCACCAACCAGACACACGUGCGGCUACUAUACAGCUCCCUCUACUUUAUUCACUUGAUGCCAUCUGAUAGAACAGGAGAGAACCCACUUUGGCAUUCAGAGGAGCCCUUUUGGGAUGAUUUUUACACUCUUUGGGACAUCUUCCGGUGUACAAUUAGCUUCUAUCACAUAUUUCAGCCUUCUUACUACGAGUCAAUGAUCCGCGGCCUUAUUGAUAUUUGGAGACACCAAGGCUUCCUACCAGAUGGACGCUCCGGAAACUGGAAUGGACUGGUUCAGGGAGGCUCGGAUGCUGACAACAUGUUAGCUGAUGCAUACGUAAAAGGCCUUCGUGGCGCAAUCAACUGGACGGAUGGCUAUGCAGCAAUGAAAACAGAUGCUGAAGUUAUUCCCUACAAUACCUAUGAUCCCACAGACUUCUCCGCAAGCACGAAGGAAGGUCGCGGAGCCCUAGGAGACUGGAUUGAGCUGGGAUAUGUCUCGCAAGACCGGAACACACGCUGUAUCUCCAGGACUGUUGAGUAUAGCCUCAAUGACUUCGCGGUCAGUCAGGUUGCAGCGGGCGAGAUGCCCAGUGAUCGGGAGAAGUACCUCAAUCGGUCUGCAGGGUGGCAGAAGAUUUGGAAUCCAGACGUGCAGAGCUUAAAUUUCACAGGGUUUGUGGCACCGAAAUUUUCCAAUGGUACCUUCAACAGUAGUGGAUACGAUCCGUUAUACUGCGAUGAGUGCGAGUGGAAGUCCUAUACUUAUGAGGGUACACCAUGGGGUGAGUUGCUGUUAUUGUGCCUGGUCUAA